Messenger RNA from Neurospora tetraspora, 1368 nucleotides. Its product is annotated as ketopantoate reductase PanE/ApbA-domain-containing protein. The record is from RefSeq and is a predicted model, not a curated record. The transcript has 2 exons. Gene Ontology annotation, molecular function: 2-dehydropantoate 2-reductase activity. Lineage: Eukaryota; Fungi; Ascomycota; Sordariomycetes; Sordariales; Sordariaceae. Gene Ontology annotation, cellular component: cytoplasm. Gene Ontology annotation, biological process: pantothenate biosynthetic process. Bases 1 to 1086 code for a protein of 361 amino acids.
AUGGGUUCUAUUGACGCAGAUAAGAAGCUUCAAGUGCUCCUCGUGGGCUCGGGAGGCAUCGGUACCAUGGUUGCCUAUGCCCUCGAGAAAGGAAGCAAAGCCGAGGUAGCCGCAGUUCUGCGGUCCAACUUUGAGGCUGUUUUCGAUAAUGGUUUCACCAUUCACUCGGUCGACCACGGCGAAAUCAAGGACUGGCAGCCAACUUCAAUUCUCGAUAGUAUCCCUUCUGUCGACAAGGAGUCAUGGAGAGCCCCUUACGACUACGUCAUCGUAACCACCAAGAACGUACCCGACAUCCCGCCCAGUAUCCCUGAUCUCAUCGCCCCUGCCGUCACGCCCGGCCACACCGCCAUCGUGCUCAUCCAAAACGGCCUCAAUAUCGAGCGUCCCUUCCUCUCCGCCUUCCCCACCAACCCCAUCCUCUCCGGCAUCACCUUCACCGGCGCCAUCGAGUCGCCCCCAGGAACCAUCAACCACCACAACCACGACCGCUCCUUCAUCGGCGUCUUUAACAACCCUAUCGCAAGCCCAAACCAGAAAUCCCGCGCCAUCGCCGCCGCCCGCCGCCUCGUCGACGCCUACAGCGCCUGCGGCCCCAACGUCGACUGCACUUACGAGCCCGACGUCCCUUACUCCCGCUGGCGCAAGCUGCUGUACAACGCCUCGUACAACGGCGUGGCCGCCAUCCUGGGCAUGGACACGUCGCGCAUGCGCUUCACCGAGCACAUCAUCGACGAGCUGAUCCGGCCGCUGAUGCGGGAGAUUCGGGCGACGGCCAAGGCGGUGGCCGGCGUGGAGCUGAAGGAGGAGCUGAUCGAGAGCAUGAUCACGGCGGACGGGUAUGAUAAGUUCUUUAAACCGAGCAUGUUGCAGGAUGUGGAGAAGGGUAGGUUUAUCGAGUUUGAGAACCUCGUGGGCGAACCGUUCAGGGAGGCGGAGAGGGUUGGGGUGGAGACGCCGACGCUUAAGGUUGUUUAUGGAUUGUUGAAGGGUCUGCAGUUCAAGGCGAGGGAGAGGCACUUAAAGGAGGUGGUGGUGCCCAGGAGUGGGGAGGGAUUGAGGUAUGGAGGUCAUGGAAAGUCUUAGGACAGGGCAUGAAAUGAUGGCUUCGACGUAUCGGAGUGAAUGACUGGAUGUGAAAGAGAAAGGGAACUGAGGGCAUAUCAACUGAAGGAAAAGUAGGGAAGGAAAUACGGGGAGAGAAUAAUACAAAGGUCGCGAUUCAAGCCUAAAGGGAAAAUUCACCACGGUACUUGCAGUAUCAACUUGAAAGGGGACUGGAAAAAAACUCGUGAAACUGCAGUGGUAUAUUAUCAAAAAUCAUCGCCAAAUAUGUACGGCCACUGGGCGCCCUAAACAACGAAACAU